UUAAUGAUAAUCAAUGUCCCCAGCCGAUCAUCCAUCUCUGCCAUGUCCCCGUCAAUUCGUCGUUAGACUUUCUCUAUUCUCAGGACCCGCCGAUUGGAAGCAUCUGUUUCUGUUAAGAGCCGUAAAUCACCUUGCUCUCGUUCCUCGCCCCUUUUCUUUCUCUAGAAAAUUCAAUUCUUGAUUUUCUGGAGAAAGUAAGGGUCAUAGUAAUUACACAAUGAGCUUUCAGGAUAUUGAAGCUGGCCGGCCUUUCGCUCCCCGGCGAAACCUCGGCAAUCCCAACCAAGAUCCUACCCAGGCCGUGGCUUCUGGUAUCUUUCAGAUCAACACCGCUGUUUCCACGUUUCAGAGGCUCGUCAAUACCCUCGGAACCCCUAAAGACACGCUCGAGCUACGCGAGAAAUUGCACAAGACAAGACUCAAUAUCGGGCAAUUGGUGAAGGAUACAUCUGCUAAACUCAAGCAGGCUAGUGAAAUAGAUCACCAUGUUGAAGUUAGCGCAAGUAGGAAGAUAGCCGAUGCUAAACUUGCAAAAGAUUUUCAGGCAGUUUUGAAAGAAUUUCAGAAGGCACAGCAGCUUGCAGCCACAAGGGAAACAGCCUACACUCCUUUUGUUUCACAAGCAAGUCUUCCUUCCAGUUAUACAGCCAGUGAGGUGGAUGUUAGUUCUGAUCAGACUUCAGAACGGCGUGCUCUUGUGGAAUCCAGAAGGCAAGAGUUGUUAUUAUUGGAUAAUGAGAUUGCCUUCAAUGAAGCUAUAAUUGAGGAACGUGAGCAUGGCAUUCAAGAAAUCCAACAGCAAAUUGGUGAAGUAAACGAGAUUUUUAAAGAUCUUGCUGUGCUUGUCCAUGAGCAAGGAGUCAUAAUUGAUGAUAUUGGAUCCAAUAUUGAAGCCUCCCACUCGGCAACUUCAGAAGCAAAAUCUCAACUCGUGAAAGCUGCAAAGAUCCAAAGAUCAAAUUCGUCCCUGACGUGCUUGCUCUUGGUGAUCUUCGGGGUUGUGCUCCUCAUCGUGAUCAUAGUUCUUGCUGCCUAGUCAAAGCUUAUGGCAAUUCAAAUUAUGAAGAAGACUUGUAUCUUUGUAACAGCAGAUGGCCUUCACUGAUUUCACAAUGUUUUACUGGAUUUCAUGGUUGACUUGAGUUUGACACAUCUUAUGUGGUAAUUAACCUGUGUGUGUGUGUGUGUGUGUGUGUGUUGAGGAUUCUGUAUGGGCUAUGUGUUUUCUUCUCUAUGUAGGAGUUUGGGUUAUGAUGGUGUGUCACCCUUCUUGUGUAGUGGCUCUCUGAUUAUUUAUUCAUCAUAAAAUAAUAUUUGAUUUGAUGAAUGCCCCUUUCCCUGUAAAUGCAACAUUAGGCCUCUUGGCGAUACGUUAACAUUCUCACUCA
Molecule: messenger RNA, 1388 nt
Organism: Prosopis cineraria
Lineage: Eukaryota; Viridiplantae; Streptophyta; Magnoliopsida; Fabales; Fabaceae
Product: syntaxin-22-like
Exons: 7
Coding region: 218-1036 (272 amino acids)
Biological process (GO): vesicle-mediated transport; vesicle fusion; intracellular protein transport
Cellular component (GO): SNARE complex; membrane; endomembrane system
Molecular function (GO): SNARE binding; SNAP receptor activity
Source: RefSeq, a predicted model, not a curated record